CGUCACUGCCGCCCAGCCCCUGCUGGCGUCUCCCUCUGUCCAGCAGGGAACGAUGGUGAGGCGCCUGGUCCUCCGUCUGCCUGCCCUCCCUGUCUGCCUCGCCGUGGUCCAGCUGCUCACCCCCUGCUCAGUUUGCUGUGGUUGGGACCCCCGAGCCCAUCCUGGCCAUGGAGGGUGAAGACGCUGAGCUGCCCUGUCACCUGUCCCCGGAGAUGAGUGCUGAGACCAUGCAGUUGAUAUGGAUGCGACCCAGCCCCAGGCAGGUAGUGCACACGUACGCACACGGGCAGGAGGACACGCCGGCAGCAGAGUAUCGAGGGAGAACUUCGAUUUUAAGAGAGGACAUCACUGUGGGGAAGGCUGCUCUCCGGAUUCGAGACGUCAGAGCCUCUGACAGAGGAAUCUACCUGUGUUAUUUCCAAGAUGGAGACAUCUAUGCAAAAGCUCAGGUGGAGCUGAAGGUUUCAGCACUGGGCUCUGAUCCCCACAUUGAAAUGAAGGGCUACGAGGCUGGAGGGAUCCGUGUGGAGUGCACGUCUGCCGGCUGGUACCCGCAGCCCCAGAUCCAGUGGAGAGACGCCAGGGGACACAGCUUGUCUGCUGAGGUGGCCACAGAGGCUGCAGACCCCCAGGGCCUUUAUGCAGCCUCAGCCUCUGUGAUCCUGGAAGGUGGCUCUGGGGAGGGGGUCUCCUGUGUCAUCAGAAACCCCCUGCUGGGCCAGCAGAGGUCAGCCAGGCUUUCCAUCCCAGGCCCCUUCUUCCGGAGCGCGCAGCCCUGGGUGGCGGCCUUCGCGGUGACCCUGCUGGUUCUGCUGGUGACCCUGGCGGGGGCAGGGAGUUUCCUUUGGAGACAGCAGAGGAAGACCGAGGUUCUGCGGCAGGAGAAGACGAGGGAGCAAAGAAACAACGAAAGGCUGCAGGACGAACUCAGGUGGAGAAGGUUCGAGUACACACCACGUGAGGAGUGGCCUCAGGCCUAUGCAGAGUGGAAGACGGCCCUCUCCCAGCCUGCGGAUGUGUUUCUGGACCCAGACACGGCGCACUCCGCCCUCCUGGUUUCUGAGGACAAGAGGAGCCUGCAGUGGGCAGAGGAAUGGCAGGACCUGACAGAAAACCCCGAGAGAUUUCAGGGGAAUCACUGUGUGCUGGGCUGUGAGAGCUUCACGUCAGGGAGACACUUCUGGGAGGUGGAGGUGGGGAACAGGGCACAGUGGUGUGUUGGGGUGUGCAGGGAAAACAUGGAGAGAAAACACUGGGUUAAAAUUAACCCAGAGAGUGGGUUCUGGGUCAUGGGGCAGCAUCCUUGGGGUGACUACCUGGCUCUCACCAACCCACAGACCACACUGACCUGUGUGAGCCCCCCCGAGAGGGUGGGGGUUUUCCUGGACUGUGAGCUGGGGCAGGUCUCGUUCUACAAUGCCCUCGGCGGGUCUCACAUCUUCACCUUCCCACACACCCGCUUCUCGGGGCCUCUGAGGCCUGUUUUCAGGAUUUGGACGACUGAGCCCACUCCCUUGACCAUUUGCCCAGCACAGAAACCAGUGAGAAGAACCCUUCUGCCCGACCCAGGGCCUGACCCUUCCCUGGAGACCCCAGUGUCCACGGGCCCAGCUGAUGGGAAUGGGGACCCUCAGGCUGAAGAAACAUCUCUGCUUCUCGCUGCCCCGCCUGGAGCUGAGGGCCUCCUGAACAGUAAAACGUCUCAGCGGGAAGGGACUGAGGACGUACAGAAGGGACCAGUGGCCACUUUCUCAACCAGACUGUGACCUGUGGGCACAGAGCAGACCCACCCUCCCACCUCCCACCUGAAGGUCCUCUGUGAGCAGGACGGUGGGGGGGGAGGGGGGCAGACGGACGUCAGUGGAAGUUCCAUCACACGGUGGGACCCACGUCCAGGACACGGCGCCCACCGCUGACCACCCACUGAGGUUCCCGAGGUUCCUGUCACCUGUGGGUCCUGGGGAAAGGCCGUUCUUCCUCCUCCUCAACAUCACUGUGACUGUUCACUGUGUGUUUCCUCGCCCUGAAUGUGGGUGUCAUGUCACAUGUGUUAAAUAAAUGUGUCAAUAAUUGUCACUCUUCAA
Molecule: messenger RNA, 2084 nt
Organism: Phyllostomus hastatus (greater spear-nosed bat)
Lineage: Eukaryota; Metazoa; Chordata; Mammalia; Chiroptera; Phyllostomidae
Product: butyrophilin subfamily 3 member A3-like
Exons: 9
Coding region: 168-1766 (532 amino acids)
Biological process (GO): T cell receptor signaling pathway; regulation of cytokine production
Cellular component (GO): external side of plasma membrane
Molecular function (GO): signaling receptor binding
Source: RefSeq, a predicted model, not a curated record